Coregonus clupeaformis (lake whitefish) is the source of this 655-nucleotide messenger RNA. RefSeq names its product fatty acid binding protein 1-B.1-like. The coding region runs from base 27 to 293 and encodes 88 amino acids. The record is from RefSeq and is a predicted model, not a curated record. The transcript has 2 exons. Gene Ontology annotation, molecular function: fatty acid binding. NCBI's taxonomy places the organism in Eukaryota, Metazoa, Chordata, Actinopteri, Salmoniformes, Salmonidae. Gene Ontology annotation, cellular component: nucleus; cytosol. Gene Ontology annotation, biological process: fatty acid transport.
UCUACCGUCACUGGUUUAUAGUCGCCAUGUCCUUCUCAGGGAAAUACCAGCUGGAGACACAUGACCGCUUUGAGCCGUUCAUGAAGGCUAUUGGUCUCUCUGAUGAGUUUAUCCAGGAGGGCAAAGACAUCAAGAGCAUCUCUGAGAUUGAGGAGACUGGGGACCACUUCAAGGUGACUGUAACGACCGGGACAAAGAUCCUCACCAACUCCUUCACCAUUGGCCAGGAGGCGGAGCUUGAGACGCUGACAGGGGAGAAGGUCACAACCCAGCCUAAGUUUCAUACCAUGUAGUAACUGUCUAGAUUUCAUCCAUCUCUCUACAUGUACAGCCAGUAUCUAACUAAACUGAGUUCAGCUGAUGUGGGAUGACUAUGGUUAGUUACUUCAGGUCCCAGUGAUGUUGGGUUAGUAGUUGCAGUAUAUCCAUAUCCAACAACACUAUUGUAGGGUUAAUUUAUACCCUUAAGAAAUGUGGUAUUUAUUUUUUAUAGUUCAACCCUUUGCUGCCACCUAUGUUCUAAUUACAGCCUAAGCCUACUGUACUGGCAUGGAAUUACUGCGUGUAAUGAUUAAAUGUAUCCACUAGAUCAGGGCUGCCCAACCCUCUUCCUGGAGAUCUAAAGUCCUGUGGGUUUUCAGUCCAACCAUAAUUU